AUGACCGAAGAGGAGUUGUCUAUCAUAAGUCAGUUUUACGUCGAGAACUAUAAUGUGUUUCAUGCGGCGUUCGCAGGCUCAAGUCGCCAGCCUGCAGUGAAGGCGAAAAGAGACAAGUUAGAAGAAUUAGCUCGAAUACUGACGAGCGCUGGUUAUCCAAAACGCACCGUCACGCAACUAGCGAAUGCGCGAUACUUUGAAAAGAGCCAAAAAGGUGAUUGCACAGGAGGGGAAAAACCACGUUUGAAAGGGCUUCCAUGCGCGAUCGAAGUUUCUGGCGACCAUGCUUUAGCUCAACCUUCCUCGUCGAAACGACCUGCUCAGACGGAUGACGAAAUUAACCAGCCUGCCCCUCUAUUGAACAAAGUUAACAGAUCACCUAUUUUAUACUUACUUCGUGCUAUACUUAAACUUGUUUCUCAGCCUUCAUCAUCAAAGCCACCUCCUCCAUGGGACAACGAGUCGCAAUUAAGCUUGACUGACACGGAAAACGAAGUGUACCCCGCCAACAAAAACACGCUCGAGAAAACCGAGAGAAACGGAGGAAAGAGAGUAAAAACUGAGCCAAUCUUCGAGCAUCCAAAUUUUGACGAUUACGAACAUUACGAGCCAGUGCCGGUAGAACUGCAUAACGACGCUGAGAAAGAGAAUAGACCACGUGAAAAAAAGAAAUCAGGAAGAGCCAGCGAAAUUGAAUCGGAACGCAUUCAGUUGAGAAUCAGGAACGAACAGCUGACCGGCGACCUCUUGUAUCUACAAACUGAGAAUGCAAAGCUCCAAAAUGAGAAUUUGUGUCUUAAGAAUGUGAAGCAGAAGCUGGAAAUAAGCAACGAGCAGAAGCGAGGCGACUAUCUGGAUCAAGGUGUCAUCAUAAGCACUUAA
Molecule: messenger RNA, 882 nt
Organism: Cylicocyclus nassatus
Lineage: Eukaryota; Metazoa; Nematoda; Chromadorea; Rhabditida; Strongylidae
Source: the annotation of a GenBank genome assembly